UUCCGGGACUUCAGUCGACGUCAUCAGUCGCCAUUUUCCGGAGUUGUGUUCUCUGUUGGCUAUUCUCUACGACAAUGCUGUUUUAGCGCCUCUGUAUUUGUUUUAGGGCAGCUGGACAAGUGUUCACGAUGAAUGUGCGAGUGUUUUUACUUGUGGCAUUAUCUGUAGCCCACUUCGGUGUUAUUUGUGGUGUUGCGGAUGGGAGAACUGUAAGGCACGAUGACGGCCAUGACAUCAGCAGGAGACAGGUGGCACAAAAUUCGGAAAGCGCCUCCACGCCUUCCAACAAGCUCACUGAAGGUUCAUCCACCAACAGUGCUGUGCAGACGGUCCUGAAAACGACUAACCACAGUAACUCUAGUUACCCUACUGUUGCUGUACCGAAAGGCUCUCUCUGGCCCUACAGCAGUGAAGUGGUGAAGCGAAUGUUGUACGUACUGAUCGGAGUGACUGCCCUGGUUGUGCUGUACUUCAUCGUUAGAGCAGUCAGGCUGAGGAGGCGACGCAGCAAAUCAAAGAAGUAUGGCGUGCUGACGACAUCAGCAGACAUGGAGAUGGCUCCGUUGGACCAAGAUGACGAUGAUGAGGACAUGACGAUGUUUGACAUCAAGAACACCACGUCCGCCACCCCAACCGAGUCCAGAUAGGUGACACAGCUGGCUCAGGAAGCUGGUUGGUGUGCCACUGAUACUAUCUGGCUCAGAAGGGAACUGGAUAUGUAUCAUACACUACUACUACUACAUCAAGGACUUACCUUACAACAGACAUCACUUCUCUUUAAUACUGCAGAUUUUUUUUAAAUUCUGGGAAAGGCAAUUCUAAUAAGAGGGGAUUUUCAGUAAGAGAUGUCUGUUGAGUGAAAGUCUUGUACAUUUUUGCCCUCUCCCGGUUGUGAAAUGAAUACAAUUUUGGAAGUGAUAAUGAGUACAGUGGACUACUAUAUGUAGGGUUUUACAUAAUCUAGGAUCAGUAAAGUUGGUUUUUCUCCUGUAGACUGAAUAUUGGCUUUAAUUCGAUAUCCAAUUGUUACACGAAGACUUUGACUCUUGGCCAAGGAUUUCCAGAUUUGUACUAUUGUGAAAAACUUACCUUUAGGCAACUUCCAUGCAGGGUAGUCUAGAGAUAAAACAGAAAACCUAGAGAUAUGCAAUAUGACAAUUAUUUACUUAAACAAGAGCUUACAUGAAAAAAGGAUUGAAGUCAAGUUUUUGUUCUAUGUAUAUGGGGAAAAGUUGGCAUUUGCCUGUCUGGAGGAUAUACAAUGUAUGUUGUCAUGACCACUGUGUAACAGGAUAGACCACUAGAUACAGGUCUAGUGAUGGUUGAACCAGAAGCACAGUUGUCAAGAUUUAGACACUACUAGAAUGAGCUCACAUCUUCAACAGAGUCUAAUCGGUUUUCAGAACUGACAAUUGACACUCCAUGCCACUGGAACAACUUUGCUAGGAAAGCUACAUGUACAAAACAAUGUACACUGUUGUAAGUAGGUCCCAUAAUACACUGUACAGUUGCAAAAAUAGUCAUGCAAAUUAUGGGAUCAAUUUUGCAAACAUGUCUAGUACAAACAGGGAUGGUUAAGGUUAUUUAAAUUGUGUAGGUAUAGAUUUACAUUGCACUGUAUUUCAUUGUAUGUGGUGUGUGGUGAUAUAUGAUUUUAUGUGCAAUGGAGUAGAUAACGGUUGAACAUCUCUAUCUAGCCAGAGGCUUCACUUGGAACAAAAACUGGUUGCAAGAAUUCCUGUUGCUGCCUUCUGCAGUAUUCACUUGUCAUUUCAGCACACACACAUAGAGAGAAAAUUGCUUGUUAUAAUUUCACACCAGUUUGGUAGGUCGGAUUCACCAGGCUCGAUUUUUGGAACCCUUCCUUCAUCAUAGCAUUGACAAGCUGACAAGAUUUCAAACUAACAGUUCAGAAAAAUUAUUGUCUUCCUUGUUAUACAUUGUUAACAUUUCAAACAACAUACUGUGUCAGACAUUUCACAUGGGUUUAUUUAUACGUAAACAUUUCUUGUUUGAAUUGUUACCCAGUCCAGUUUGGUAACUGCUGUUAUAAAGUACAUAUUUGACUUCAUAGAAUCCUCUUUUAUUUUGCUAGCCCAGGCCAUUUAUUACCUGCAGAAGUCCAAUCAACAAGAAAUUAUAUCGGUUUGACCUUUAGAACCAUACAGAAAUGGAAUUUGCGAGUUUUAUGCACAUGAAAACAUGCAUUAUUGUAUCUACUAUCUAGUACCCAACUUCCUCCUGAUUAUAUGAUCCACAUAUCAUCUGAGUUAAUAAACUAAUCUAGGUUUGAAAUGUGCCAUUAUGUAACCUUCCAGUUCCAGAAUUUAUCAUGUCUAAAUGCUUGAGAUAUUUAUAAUAGGCAAGAAUGUUAAAGAUUUUGUAUAUCUGGUGGAUGUAUUAUUUUAUUGAUUAUUCCUCUGUUCAUAUUUUUGAAUGAAUGUACAAUGGUCCUCCAGUACUGUGGCAUCAGUUGUACAAUUUUAAUUUGGUGCUUGUGUUAUCUGUUUCAUCUUCCAAAAUCAUGUGAAAUGUGCCAUUAAGUAGCCUUCCUAUAUCUAUUGUUUAAAAGUCAAUGUGGUAAAACUGCUGUGUAGUACAUUUCAAGUAAAUAAUAAUACCAUUGGAAA
Branchiostoma belcheri (Belcher's lancelet) is the source of this 2630-nucleotide messenger RNA. RefSeq names its product membrane protein FAM174-like. The transcript is spliced from 3 exons. NCBI's taxonomy places the organism in Eukaryota, Metazoa, Chordata, Leptocardii, Amphioxiformes, Branchiostomatidae. The record is from RefSeq and is a predicted model, not a curated record. The coding region runs from base 129 to 647 and encodes 172 amino acids.